Mya arenaria is the source of this 1035-nucleotide messenger RNA. RefSeq names its product C-type mannose receptor 2-like. Bases 40 to 1017 code for a protein of 325 amino acids. The record is from RefSeq and is a predicted model, not a curated record. NCBI's taxonomy places the organism in Eukaryota, Metazoa, Mollusca, Bivalvia, Myida, Myidae. Gene Ontology annotation, molecular function: transmembrane receptor protein serine/threonine kinase activity. Gene Ontology annotation, cellular component: membrane. The transcript is spliced from 7 exons.
UCUUUUUGGCACAAAGGUAGUGACAGUACUUUGGAGGCUAUGGACUAUUUGAAAUUUUUCUAUAUCCUGGUGAUCCCAUCCGCUGUGUGGGGCCAAUGUGCAGAUAUCGACAGCAGGGCUUGCGCCUUAAUGGCGCAACAAGACCCAAAUGUGUGCCAAGACCAAGUUAUUGCUCCCAACGCUUGUCCAAGAUAUUGCAACUUGUGCCCACUGACAUGUUACAAUUGUCAAACGAUGUCACAAAAUGAUACGUGUAAUUCUACAAUGACGUGUGAAACUGGAGAGAAAUGUCUAUCCAACUGGAUUCACUCGACCGCUGAUGAACAUGAUGAGUACACCCUCAUGUGUGCCACAAAUGAUGUUUGUGAUGGUAAAGCGGUAUUGGCGGUCGUGAUUGGAAAACGACGUCAACGUCAUGCAAGUCGUGACGCAGCUUUCUCUUGCUGUUCAACAGAUUUAUGCAACCAUCCACCAACGUCAGCGUACAGCGUCGCUAGUUCAACAUCAAGCACCCCAAUAACUACCACCACUUCCACCACCACUACCACCACCACCACCACCACCACCACCACCACAACGAGACCACCCGCCUACUGUGAUACGUCUGACGGCUACACCCUGCUUACUUCCAGCAACUGGGAAUUCUCCUCAACUCAGCUGUGUGUAAAGCUGCACCAGACGACACUCGAAUUCGUAGACGCCAUGUCUUACUGUGAACGUGAAAAUGCCACACUUGUUGUCCUCGACACUCAGGCGAAAUACGACUUGGUAGAGACUGUCCUGCAAAAAACACCCGAUAACCGCCUCUGGAUCGGAAUGCAGUACAUAAAAUACCAGAACACAUUCAUUUGGUUGAACGGCAUCCAUGUGGACGAUAACGAUAACAGAUGGGGGAGCCAUGAACCGUCUCAUCAUUCGUUUGAGGGUUGUGUUUGUAUUGACAAACAUGACAACAAUGGUUUCCAUAAUACAGUGUGCGGUGAUCGUCAUGCCUACAUCUGUGAGAGGAAAAUGUAAAAAUAAAUUGGUUUUAUA